Ogataea angusta is the source of this 1479-nucleotide messenger RNA. RefSeq lists its product as uncharacterized. The coding region runs from base 1 to 1479 and encodes 492 amino acids. The transcript has a single exon. The record is from RefSeq and is a predicted model, not a curated record. Gene Ontology annotation, molecular function: protein binding. NCBI's taxonomy places the organism in Eukaryota, Fungi, Ascomycota, Pichiomycetes, Pichiales, Pichiaceae.
AUGAUACAGUUCUUAGUUGCGAAAAAUUUAGCCCGGGCAUACUGGUUUGUGCGACCGUCAUUUGGAAUUAGGGGAGAAGCUGGCAUGAUAUCAUCGAUCGGCAUCGUCCACUUGUCGAAGAACAGAUUAUACUCGAAUCAAGUGGACAACAAUAGAGCGAUACCAAACUGCCCUCGUGAACUGCAAAGUGACCUCCGACAUCAGGGGAAAGAUUUCGAACUCAUUUGCUAUACAUCGCAGCGAAUAUUUGGUUUGCUUAUGGAUCUUACUAACGAUUUUUCAAAACUUUCGUACAGGAAAAGUUCAUUCCAUAGAGUCUUUAGAAUUAUUUGGAUUGAAAGCGGAUUUCCCAACUUUCCUCCAAAACCGCGGACAGAAAAAGAACUUCGGGAGUUCGUUCAUAAACUUACAACAUUCAAAUAUCUAAACAAUUCUCACAAAGCUGCGACUAUUUUACGAAAACUUUUUGCAAACGACAAACUUGGUUUCAUGCACUCACUAAAGUAUUGCAAUAAGCUUAUCGACUUUUUCUUGGACAAGAAUGAUGAGAUCAUGAUUAAAAGAAUAUUUCGCCGCAUGGAAAAGGAUAACAAAAAGCCCAAUGCAAUGACAUUCAAUCUUUUGGGAAAACAUUAUCUGAAAGACACAAGCAUUGUACGUGAGCGACUAGCGAUUUGGGAAGCUAUCUUGAUGCGAAUGAAGUCACUGGACGUCAAGGCUGAUCUGUGCACAUACUACAUAUCGUUGAGCCUCAUGCCUACGGAAGUGCCUGCCAAGCAAGAGCUGAAACAACUAAUUCUUUCUCAUGGACUGCACCGAGCUGCAAGUCAAUUUCAAGACAUACAUAUUGUUGACAUGCUGAACAGGGGUCGCUCUCUAUCUGAGAUAUUAAAUUAUUAUCAUAGCACUGACGGGAGACUUGAUGUCAAUUGCAUGAAUAGCAUCAUUUAUAAAUUUCUUCAAACUGAAAAUGACUUCGAAGGUGCAUGGAACUUUAUGAUUCAAGAACACAAACUUCGAGGGAUCAAUCCAAAAAGCUCCACCAUGACUAUAUUCAUGAAACAUGCUCGCGAGUGCAAAAGAUUGAGAACUAUGAUCCAGAUUCUUAAUUCAUUUGCAGAGAUUUACAAACUCAAAAGUUCACCUGCCUUGAGAAUAAUGAUGCAGUCCCUUUUGACCGACAAUACUUUGGAGAAAGAUUGGACGCCGCACAUUUUGACCUUUGUCUACAUUCGUCACUUUCAAUCUUCAAUCAAUAAUCAUCAACGAAAAGAUAUCUUAUUGAAGCAACUAGCUCAUAAAUUCAACUUUGAAUUUGAAGAAUCUCUCUCUUAUGAGAAUUUGAACAACGUUGACAAGCGAAUAUUUGAUGUAUUGAACAGCAUGGUAAUACGCGAUCCAGUAACUGACUUUAAUGAGGUUGAUGAAAACGAAUGGAUGGAAAAUAUCAUAAAGGAUUGCAGAACUGCUGCUUACUAG